Messenger RNA from Pungitius pungitius (ninespine stickleback), 2298 nucleotides. RefSeq names its product solute carrier family 35 member B4 (gene slc35b4). Gene Ontology annotation, cellular component: endoplasmic reticulum membrane; Golgi membrane. The transcript is spliced from 10 exons. The record is from RefSeq and is a predicted model, not a curated record. Gene Ontology annotation, molecular function: UDP-xylose transmembrane transporter activity; UDP-N-acetylglucosamine transmembrane transporter activity. Lineage: Eukaryota; Metazoa; Chordata; Actinopteri; Perciformes; Gasterosteidae. The coding region runs from base 510 to 1508 and encodes 332 amino acids. Gene Ontology annotation, biological process: transmembrane transport.
UAGCCAAUGGCAAGCAGUGCAGAGUGACGUGUUGGUCAGUCGGUAUCUGGUAGCCAGAGAAUCAAGCAGAGUGAGAGCUCUUCAUGAUUUAUAAGGAAGUGCUUGUCUGCGCAAGCACGUUCGAACGUUCCUGUGCGUCACGACUGCGCGGCCAUUGCGCCAUUAAUACGUUAUAUACGCUUCCUUUCCGUCACUUUACACAUAUUUUGCAGCUUGAAAUGUCGCCCAAACAAUACUUGUAUUUAUCUUGUAAUGUUGCAUUAGAUACUGACAACAUUAAGAACACUGCGUACCAAUCACCUCGCCCCCGACGUCCGAAAAGAACUACAACUCCCAACAGCCCCCGCGAUGAGGAAGCGUUUCCCUCGGCUUCGGACGUUUUCAACUGAAAUAGGUUUUUGUGUCGAGGCAGAAGAUCUGCUCCAACACAAAAGACGCGGCGUGUUCGCAACUAUGCACCGAUUAGCAGUCUGCUUCAUCAAGUGACUUCCUUCCCCCGGUGAACCAUCAUGGGCCCUGGGGCAGCUGUUGCUCUGGUUUUUGUCGGAUGCUGUAGCAAUGUUGUGUCUCUGGAGCUGCUUGUAAGACAGUUUCCAGGAUGUGGCAACAUAGUCACCUUCGCUCAGUUUUUAUUCAUCGCGUUAGAAGGUUUCGUCUUUGAAACAAACUUCGGGAGGAAGAAACCAGCGAUCCCUAUCAGAAACUAUGUGAUCAUGGUGACCAUGUUCUUCACAGUCAGUGUGAUCAACAACUACGCUCUGAACUUCAACAUCGCCAUGCCGUUACACAUGAUCUUCAGAUCGGGAUCGCUCAUCGCAAACAUGGUUCUGGGAAUAAUCAUCCUGAAGAAAAGGUAUUCAGCAAGUAAAUAUCUGUCGAUAGCUUUAGUUUCAGCUGGUAUCUUCAUCUGCACCAUCAUGUCUGCCAAACAAGUGAAUGUGGCCAAUGAGGGAUCAGAAGAGGAGAGCUUUUAUGCCUUUGUGCGCUGGCUUAUAGGUAUCUGCAUGCUGACCUUUGCGCUGCUGAUGUCUGCGAGGAUGGGCAUCUUCCAGGAGACGUUGUACAAGCAAUACGGAAAACACUCCAAGGAAGCACUCUUCUAUAAUCACUGCCUGCCUCUGCCGGGCUUCCUGCUUCUCUCCACCGACAUCUACAGCCACUGUCUGCACUUCAGUCAGAGCACUCCUACAGUUGUUCCUGUGGUCGGACUCACUGUGCCGAUAAUGUGGCUCUACCUGCUGAUCAACGUCAUCACACAAUAUGUGUGCAUUCGCGGGGUUUUCAUCCUGACCACCGAGUGCGCCUCGUUGACCGUCACUCUGGUGGUGACGCUGAGAAAGUUCCUCAGCCUCAUCAUCUCCAUCAUGUACUUCCAGAACCCGUUCACCGGGUGGCACUGGGUGGGCACGGGGGUGGUGUUCUUGGGCACGCUGCUGUACACGGAGGUGUGGACCAGCGUGCGGGCGGCUCUCCGUGGACCCGACGUCGAGGAGAAGAAGGCGGAUUAAAGCGGAAAGAAGAGGAAAGGACUGAAAAAUAUACAGCAGUGCUUGUGGUUUAUCAAUUUGUUUUCAGAAAGAAUGGAGCUCUACAGAGAAACAACUUAUAUCAGGUGUUGGCUCCUUUAUAAAACACAAAACACAAAAAAAAAUGUUAAUGGAGUGAAUAUACAGGUGAAACUCGAUAAAUUAGAAUAUUGUGCAAAAGCUUAUUACUUUCAGUAAUUCAACUUAAAGUGUAAUGAGUAUAUAUUAGUUUCACCUUUUAAGUUAAAUUACUGAAAGUAAUGAGUUAGAAUAUCACCAUCACUAUUCUUUAAAUUCGUACAGUACUUCAUUAGCAUUUACAAAUGCAAAGUAAUGGUGCAAGCUCAAUACACAAAGUGAUAUCUUCUUAUGCCAUGAAUGUCUACGGAGUCAGGAUCAUUUAAAGAAUGAAUACACUGAGGGGUUAAUAUAUGGAGAUGUCAUUGCUGUAUUUCUUUUUCCUCGUGUCAAACUGACUCAGAUGUAUCAGGGCAUCAUUUAAGCAAUGAAAACCUCACAUUGUACAGGCCCGUACUUCUCUACACUCCCUGCCCGUUGAAAUUAAAAUGACAACUUCACUACAAAUAUAGAUUGUGCAGUCCAAUAACUUAAGCAUACAAAAAGUGCUGCUCAAGUACUGUGCAUAGCAUUUGUAUUUUUAGCUCCUUUAUUCUUCUACUUUACUACAUGGAAAUAUUUUACGUAUACUCCACUUUAUUCACAUAAAUGAUGUAUCUUCAUAGAUUAAAUAAAAUAAACAAAAAUUGCUGCA